AUUAAAAAACGGAAGUGAAUAACGGUCAUGCGCAUUUGCAUAGCAACAUUGAUGCCAGUACUUAGCAAAUAAUAAGAUAAAGAAGAAUCACAUAAGAAACCACGAUUUUAUUGAUAUAUCAGCACUAAUCUGGUGUUCAAAACAACCAUUAAACAUGGAAGUGGACAAAAAACCAUCGAAAAUUUCAUUCAUGACAACUCUGGAUAGAGAGCUGUUCCCAAUCAAAAUGCCUCGGAAUCGGUUUGGGAAUGAAAUAGCACCUUUAAGAGGAGCACCACAUCGAGGCCCUGGUUGUUAUGAGAACGAAGAUAAAACCAAUUUUAUUUACCAAGUAGACACAAAGCUUUUAAGCAACAAAGGUUAUUCUAUGGGAGCUAGAACAGGACCUAGGAUACGGAGAGAUUUUGUGUUUAGAACACCUUGCCCAACAAGCUACCAGAAGAACAACACAGAUCUUCAAACAUUUGAAACAGAUAACAAACCAUUUUUAGUCGGAGCAGACAGAUUUCCAAUAUACAAAAGAGAUAUUGUAGAUGUAUUACCAGGGGCUGGAACAUACGAACACGAAAUACCAAAAAACAGAAAAGUACAGUGGCAUCAAUCCUUUGGAGGAACACCCAUCUUGAUGCCUUCAAUUACCGUACAGAGUACAAUCAACAAAAAUACUGAUAAGUUGUACAGUACAAAAGAGGAACAGAAAUAUCAUAGAAAACUGGCGUACCUGAAGCUGUAUUAUGAAUGAACUCCUUUGUCAGACAAAACCAAAACAAAUAUUUGUAAUGUAAAAAAUGUAAUGUGGAACUUUGGCUCUUUAAGAUAACAGUAACCAGCUUAAAUUAUAUUUCAGAAAUGAGAAAACACAAUUGUUAUUUCUUUUUUAUU
Messenger RNA from Mytilus trossulus (common blue mussel), 882 nucleotides. Its product is annotated as ciliary microtubule-associated protein 3-like. The record is from RefSeq and is a predicted model, not a curated record. Bases 155 to 742 code for a protein of 195 amino acids. NCBI's taxonomy places the organism in Eukaryota, Metazoa, Mollusca, Bivalvia, Mytilida, Mytilidae. The transcript is spliced from 6 exons. Gene Ontology annotation, biological process: regulation of cell projection organization. Gene Ontology annotation, molecular function: cytoskeletal protein binding.